UCUGCACUGCUUGUCUUCUCUGGCGGCGCAUUGCAGGGCGUGUGUGUGUGUGCUUGUGCUUGUGGGUGUGUGUGCGUGUGUGUGUGUGCCACCAUUCUCUGCUAUUGAGGUGUGUGUGUACCGUGCGUGUGUUUAUGGAUCCCGGGAAAAAUGGUGAUAUUCUGGCUAGCGAUCGUCCUGAUUAAAAGCCUGAGCUCGGAGGCCCUGAACGUGACGGUUCGGCCGUUUCCGGAGGUGGAGGGUGUGUGGGGCGAGCCGGUGACCAUCGCGUGUGAGGUGGGGGGGCACCGUGGACCCUCCAGUAUCAUCGUGCUCAGAUGGGUGGUGCGACCCGACAAGGAGGAGGAGGGGGAAGAGCAGGAGGAACCACCUCUGACUGGUCCAGAGCAGCGCCAGUCAACGCAGGACCCACCUCUGAUUGGUCAAGAGCAGCGCCAGUCACCGCAGCAAGAGUUCCUAUUGGUGAAGCUGAACGUGCGAGGAGCGGAGUUUUGGGGGAACUACACACACCGUUUUGGUCCCGGCCACUUCACCCUGCGCCAUGACGACCCCGGUCACUCGUACAGCCUGUUGCUAAGCAACGUGACGCUCGAGGACAGGGGGCUGUACAGCUGCCGGGCACAGGAAGUCAGAAAACACAGAGUGCGAUGGAAAGCUAUCGCUAAUGCUACUGCACACACACUGCUCAGAGUACAUCCAGUGGUGAAUACAACCAGAGCUGACUGCAUAUGGCGCCUAUUUGAAGAUCUGUACCUGUGUGCAGCAGUUCUGUGUUCCAUUGGUCUGGUCUCCAUCCUCCUCUUCGCCAUGGUGAUCACCUGCCAACAGCUGAUGAGGCGGACACGGCCAAAAGAUAAUUAUUCUCUCGUCAAGUGCCCAGACAGCAGCUCCGGAGAAACAGUGACGAGUGAGGCUAGCAGUACCAGCACCAGCACCAGCAGUGGUGGCAGGAAGGACGGGGUUAAAGUGCCACUACCCCUUCUCUCCAGCAGGGGAAUGGUGAAGGUGCCAUUACCUCUUAUGACCACCGGGGGCAGUAGUAGGGAGAUGGUGAAAGUGCCCCCCCGGGAUGUGUCUGGGGCAAGGGUGUUAUCGUCUGCAAGACCACACAGGAAACAGAAGAGGCACAAACAAACUCCCGACCCACCCGACGCGCCCCCAGUGCUGCCUGCCAAAGCCCCACGCAUCCAGAAGCCGCGCAGAACUAAACUGUUGAAGGCUCAACCCAGACGAACUGCAGUGGAAGCGGAGGACAGUCUGACGUAUGCCGAGCUGGAGCUGGUGAAAGCGAAGCCGGAACCCGCAGCACAACAGCCCACGGCUAGCAGCUCCGGAACAGUCUACGCACAGAUACGCUUCUAGGACCACUGACACACAUACACUUCCAGAAUCAUCUAUCAAUCUACAGAUACACUUCCAGAACCAUCUAUCAAUCUACAGAUACGCUUCCAGAACCAUCUAUGAACCUACAGAUACGCUUCCAGAACCAUCUAUCAAUCUACAGAUACGCUUCCAGAACCAUCUAUCAAUCUACAGAUACGCUUCCAGAACCAUCUAUCAAUCUACAGAUAUGCUUCCAGAACCGCUUCCAGAAUCUAUGAAUCUGCUCAGAAAUAAUCAUACACACACUUCUAGGACCACUGACUUAUACAUUUCCAGAACCAUCAACUCUUCUACACAGAUACAUUUCUAGAGGUGUCUAUUCAUCUACACACAUACAGUAUAGUGUCCUCUCAUAUGCACAGAUAUGGGUAUGGAACCAUCUACACAGAUGUUCCUCAAGAACCAUCUACUUAUCUACCGGUACACUAAUACGCUUCUAUAACUGUCUUCUCCUCUGGAUUUCUUCCGUGGAUCCCACUCCUGCCAGAUCCCUCAUCUCAACUACAUUACAUUACAUUACAUUGCAUUUGGCAGACGCUUUAUAACCAAAGCGACUUUCAAAAGAGGACAUAAUCAAGCCAACAUCACAAGGAAAUACAAAGUGCUGGUACAGUACAGUACUGGUACAGACUCGAUCCCUUCAGUGGAUCAACAACGAUACAGAUGUCUCAUCUCAACUAUGGACUGGAUCACUUCUCCAGAUUCCUUCGGUGGAUCUCCCUCCCUGUAGAUCCAUCAUGACCACACAACAAGACUCAGACAGUAUUGUGUAUGUGCCACAAUGUUUUUAAUGCUUUUGCUUCACAGUACACUUGUAAGCACUCACCAAUUCGAGUUUGUAUGUAUUCUUUAUUUAUAAUGAUGCUUUAGCACUGUGUGUGUGUGUGUGUGUGUGUAUGUGUGUGUGUGUGUGUGUGUAUGUGUGUGUGUGUGUGUGUGUGUGUGUGUGUGUGUGUGUGUGUGUGUGUGUGUGUGUGUGUGUGUGUGUGUGUGAGAGUGAGUGUGUAUGUGUGUGCGUGUGUUUCUGUAUUUUGUACCCGCUGGUCGUGUAAUUGACCCUUACUGUUAUACUGUAACAUUGUGCUUAUGGGACUGAGAGACUGUCUAACCUUAUGAAGCUUUUAUGUUGGUGGACGACCUUGAGGACGCUUUAUUGACCUCAAUUGACCUUGAGGAGGCUUUUUGGACCUAAAUGACCCUAAGGAUGCUUUGGUUACCUGAACUUACGUUGAGGACUCUUGGGUGACCUAAAUGACCUUCAGGACUUUUCGGUGACCUGAAGUAACCUUGAGGAUGCUUUGGUGACCUGAAGUAACCUUGAAAAGGCCUUUGGUGACCUGAAGUAACCUUGAGGAGGCUUUUCGUGACCUAAAUGACUUUAUGAAGCUUUGGCGACCUUGAGACCUACAAGUGCCACUAAUGCAAAUGCACACUAACAUGCACUGCACAGUAGACAAAAUACUGACACACACACACACACACACACACACACACACACACACACACACACACACACACACACACACACACACACACACACACUACACAAACACACACACACACACACACACACUACACACACACACACCACAAACACACACACACACAAACACACACACACACACACACACACACACACACACACACACACACACACACAUACUGAGUGGACUUGGCCCCGAUAGUACCCGCGUGGCCCUAGCUAUUUUUGAGUGUGUGAGUGUGUGUGUGAUGUACAUACUGUACUGGUGUAUAUAAAGAGCUAUCCGCUUACUCACACAAUUAAAAGAAUCGUAUUUCUUA
Messenger RNA from Engraulis encrasicolus (European anchovy), 3186 nucleotides. RefSeq names its product V-set and transmembrane domain containing 4a (gene vstm4a). Gene Ontology annotation, cellular component: membrane. NCBI's taxonomy places the organism in Eukaryota, Metazoa, Chordata, Actinopteri, Clupeiformes, Engraulidae. Bases 151 to 1362 code for a protein of 403 amino acids. The transcript has 8 exons. The record is from RefSeq and is a predicted model, not a curated record.